Molecule: messenger RNA, 705 nt
Organism: Taeniopygia guttata (zebra finch)
Lineage: Eukaryota; Metazoa; Chordata; Aves; Passeriformes; Estrildidae
Gene: PMVK
Product: phosphomevalonate kinase
Biological process (GO): cholesterol biosynthetic process; isopentenyl diphosphate biosynthetic process, mevalonate pathway
Cellular component (GO): cytoplasm
Molecular function (GO): phosphomevalonate kinase activity
Source: RefSeq, marked provisional
GGUGCUGAUGGCGGCGCCGCGCGCGGUGCUGCUGCUGAGCGGGAAGAGGAAAUCGGGGAAGGAUUUCGUGGCCGAGGAGCUGCGGAGCCGGCUGGGCCCUGAUGUCUGCACCAUUCUGCGCCUCUCCGGGCCCCUCAAGGAGCAGUACGCCAAGGAGCAUGGCCUGGACUUUCAGCGACUCCUGGAUGCCAGCGCCUACAAGGAGGAGUUCCGUCAGGACAUGAUCCGCUGGGGCGAGGAGAAGCGCCGUGCUGACCCCGGCUUCUUCUGCCGGGCAGCGGUGCAGGGGGCUCUGCAGCCGGUGUGGGUGGUGAGUGACACACGGCGCCUCUCAGAUGUGGAGUGGUUCCGGGCCGCCUACGGGGACGUGGUGCAGACCGUGCGGGUGGUGGCUACUGAGGAGACAAGGAAGAGGAGGAACUGGGUCUUUGUCACUGGGGUGGAUGACGCUGAAUCUGAGUGCGGCCUGGACCAGGCAGUGGCCUUUGAUUGGGUGAUCACCAAUGAUGGGGAUAAGGUGGCCCUGGACGAGCAGCUGGAGGUGCUGGUGCAGUCUCUCCACAGCAGCCUCUAGUUCCAUGUCUCUCCACUGGGGCUUGGGGACUGCAUCAUCCCCCUCUUCCCCCCAGCUCCUCAGCAUGUCCCCCUCCACCUCCUGCUGAUGAUGCUUCCUGUUCUGGAAUAAAGCUGUGACACAGAACCGCU